This is a messenger RNA of Monopterus albus (swamp eel), 791 nucleotides long. RefSeq names its product ubiquitin carboxyl-terminal hydrolase 15-like. The transcript has 4 exons. Lineage: Eukaryota; Metazoa; Chordata; Actinopteri; Synbranchiformes; Synbranchidae. Gene Ontology annotation, cellular component: nucleus; cytosol. Gene Ontology annotation, biological process: protein deubiquitination. Bases 201 to 617 code for a protein of 138 amino acids. Gene Ontology annotation, molecular function: cysteine-type deubiquitinase activity. The record is from RefSeq and is a predicted model, not a curated record.
UAUUCAGAAGGUUGGAGUCUGCAGCUGUUCACCGGAGUCGAGAAUAAACAGAGACGUUUACCAGAAAACCUAGUGAAUGUCUGGAAAGGGUGAAUGUGGCGACUGAAAGGUAGGCUCGUAUUUUAUUUUGUCUUGUUUUGUUGUACUGUAUGUUUCCAAAAUAACUCUCGUUGGUUUAUUGCUGAUAAGUGAUUGUGAAAAUGCAAAUCCCCCUGCAGCUGGCAACAGUGUUUAAGUGGAGAGAAAGCAAAAUGAACUCUGAUAAAUACCAUGGAAUACCAAACAAAGGAGCAACAUGUUAUUUGAACAGUGUGCUGCAGGUGCUGUUCUGGACCAAAGACUUCAGAGAGGCUGUGGAACGGUUGGUUACAAAGCACACAAGUGGGAAUCCUGAGUUUACUGAUCUCCUUAGAGCCUUGUUUGAUGACUUACAAAGCAGCGACCAGCGAACAGCUGACACCAGUGAAAUCAUAUCCAAGCUGGGAAUUAACUCAGUGUAUGAGCAGCGUGAUGCUGCUGAGUACUUAGAGAAGAUUUUAAGGCUGACCAGUCCUGAAGUGUCACAGGUAACGACAUCUUCACGUUUAUCUCAGCCAUUUCUGGGAUUGUCUCUCUGACUAUCAGAAGGCUGUAAAAUCUGCCAAAUCAAACUAUCGGUCCAAACAAUGUGGUCGAUAAUCGUUAUAAACCUCAGGUCUUGUUCAGUACAAUUAAUUCUGUUAUCACCCCUUGUAACCUUGCUUCUCAUCCCUAAGCAUCAGUAGCAGUAUUUGAGGGUUUUCUUCAGUAUU